Molecule: messenger RNA, 5583 nt
Organism: Syngnathoides biaculeatus (alligator pipefish)
Lineage: Eukaryota; Metazoa; Chordata; Actinopteri; Syngnathiformes; Syngnathidae
Gene: dennd3a
Product: DENN/MADD domain containing 3a
Exons: 31
Coding region: 329-4138 (1269 amino acids)
Biological process (GO): regulation of Rab protein signal transduction
Cellular component (GO): cytoplasmic vesicle
Molecular function (GO): protein binding
Source: RefSeq, a predicted model, not a curated record
UAGAGUUUGAAUUACGUCAAAUUCACAUUCUCGCGGGCUAACCUCGAAUAUUUUUUCUUCCAUAUUUGCGUCACUUCACUAAAUUCACUCACACUGUCGUUGAGGGGGACGAGAGCGAAAUGCUGUGCUUCGGUUUUAAAUUUGAGUCUCGUCCGUGCCUUGGAAACCUCCGAAAUGAUCGCGGGACUUUGUGGAAUCAGCAUCUUUUCAGAGGAAAUGUUUAAUUGAAGCUUUCCUGCAGUUCUUUAAAACACUUGAUGUGAAGAUAUGAGGCCAAACUUGUUUUGUCCCUGUCGCUUCUCGCUAUCCUCAGCGUCAUCGCUAUUGUAUGUGUGUAAGGAUGACAGAACUACCCUCUGGACUGUUGGAGGCGUGCGUGGUGGUUGGAGCCUCCAGUGAUAAGCUCAGAGACGUACACCAGCUUCAUCAACAAAAUAAGUUUGUGGAAUUUCCCCUACUGGAUCCAGAGGUGCUCCAGGUCCACAUCCCACCUUUUGUCUCCAAGGAGACCAAUUCCAGUCAUGUGAUUGGUCCCACUUUUAGCCGUGUGCAGCGGCGGCGAAGUUUCAUCAAGAAGAAGAGGCGAGACCACGCUCCAGAGACAACGCGUAACAGGGAAAACCCCAAUCAGUCAGAGGGAUCCUUGACAACGGAGGACAUUAGUGUUCCGAAGGAUCUGGACCUCAUUGCGUUGCCCCAGCUCUGUUUUCCGGGUGGUCUUCAGAUAGCCAGUGAGCAGAGAGAAGAUGCUUAUCACUCUUUGGUUUUUACCGACUUGUUUGGAAACCGAACUCAUGGUGUUGUAGCGCAGUACUACAGAUCUGUGCAGUCCUGUCACGAAGCUGGCAUCCAGAACGGCCAUCGUUGGAUUUCAUCAAAACAUCGACUUUUCACGCCCUUCGCCGUGUGCAUUAUCUCCAAGUUCCCCUACUACAACGCCUUGAAGGACUGCUUGUCGUGUUUGCUGGUCCAGUUGCGGCCCGCGAGGCAGGCCGACUUUGCGGAAGCCAUGAAGGAGUUUUCCGCCAAGUUGUCCCUCGUCCCUUUACCUCCUCCCGGACAACUACACGUGUCCUUUCACCUCCGUCCCCUGCAAGUGGUUCUUCCAUCAAGGGAGGACCACGACGGCCCCAUUGUGGACGUGGACUUGCACCUGCCCUUACUGUGUUUCUCGUAUACAACGCUCCUUCAGAUUUUGUCAUACCUUCUCCAAGAACAACGGCUAGUCUUCUUCUCGUCCGACUGGGCCAAACUCACUCUGGUCGCAGAGUGCCUGCUGCUCUAUCUAAAGCCCCUCACCUGGCAGCACCCCUACGUUCCUGUCCUCUCUCGAGGAAUGCUGGACUUCCUAAUGGCGCCCACAGCCUUCCUAAUGGGCUGCCAUAUUAGCCAUUUUGAAGAAGUGGCUGCAGAGACAGAAGAUCUCAUCCUGGUAAAUAUUGACGAUGGCAUUAUUCAGUCUUCGUGGGCAGAAGUCAUCGACUUAGCCACCAUUCCUCUGACUGCAGCUGAGUGCUUUAUUUCUAGAGCUGAGUCACUGCAACUUCACUAUGACUUGGAGCUGUGUCACCUGGGAUCGGCCACCGACGCCAAUGCCCUGCGAGCUCAGCGGCGAGACUGGCAGAGACGACUCAACAAGCAGAUACAAAACAUCUGCCUGGAAUUGCUGGUCAAUAUUUUCAGAGGCGUCCAAGACUUUCUUAACCAUGAGCACCGAGUUUUUAACAGUGAGGAGUUUUUAAGGACCAGGGAGCCAGCAGACCAGCCCUUUUACAAGAAGGUAUUAGACACUCACAUCUUUCACUCAUUCCUGCGAGACAGGCUCAACAGGAAACAGGACAGCUUUAGCCGCAUGGAGCUGAACACACGCAACCUAGCGCACAGGAAUCGCGGCGUGACCGAAUCGCCCCGGCGUCCACCCAUGUCCGAGCUGUCCCGGAACGGCUACAACAGCUACACCAGCCCAGACAACCGACUGAGCAAGCGCCUCGGAGCCAGCAUGCCCAACCUGGACCGCUCACUCCAUGAAAAUCUCACCGGCAUCAGUCGAGUGAGGCCGGCCUCUCUACGGAAAAUGACCCCUGACAUUGGAUUGAAGUUUCCUCAGAAGGCUGUCAAGGUUUUCCGCCUCCCUGAGUUCCCCCCUCCUUUGUCAUAUCAUUACGUUCAGAACUAUUAUUCAGAAAUGGUUGCAAGCCUAGGCAAACUUAUCAGUGCUACUCCUCCUGAUGAAUCAGACCUGCUGGCGAGGUAUCACUACCUACGUGGUUUGGUCAACACUGUGUCAAAUAGACGCCUAGACGCUUUGGAGGACUUCCAGAGUCUUUAUAAGACCGACUCCGACAUCUUUCCUUUGCAGAUGGUUAAAUCUCUGGUGGACUCCUUGUCAGAAGCUGACCGUUUACAGGCUGAUAGGCGGCCAGAACUGAAGCGUCUCAUCACCCGCCUCAAGCGGGACCGGGAGCGCGAGUCGCACGACAACAGGCAGGAGGAAGGCGCCGUAAAACGCUUCCAGCUGCCGAAGAAAUUCAUGCAGUUGGAGGAAUUUGUGAAGUGUGUCCAGGAAUCCGGGAUGGUGAAAGACCAGGGGACAAUAAAUCGGCUUUUUGACGCAUUGACUGUUGGUCAUCAGAAGCAGGUUGGACCGGAGUUGUUUCAUGAUUUCUACACUAUCUGGAAAGAGACCGAGGCUGAGGCACAAGAGGUCCGCUUGCCUGCGUCUGUGUUGGAGCACAUUGAACCCAGCGAGUGCGUCUUUAAGCUGUCCUCGUCGGUCAAGACGAGCCGCGGCGUAGGCAAGAUUGCAAUGACCCAGCGGCGGCUUUUUCUGCUGACGGAGGGGCGGCCGGGCUACGUGGAGGUGGCGCAGUACCGAGAUUUAGAGGAAGUGAAAGUGUCCUCGGCUCCUUUCCUGCUCCUGCGCAUUCCAAGCUUGAAGUUGCGGGUGCGGGGUAGAAAGGAGGCCUUCGAGGCUAAUUUAAAGACGGAGACAGAACUCUGGAAUCUGAUGGUGAAAGAGAUGUGGGCUGGACGCGACAUGGCCGACCAACACAAGGACCCUCAGUACAUGCAGCAGGCCUUGACCAACGCUUUACUGAUGGACGCGGUGGUGGGCAGCCUUCAGAGCAGCAAGGCCAUAUAUGCCGCUUCUAAGCUGGCUCACUUUGACCGCAUCAAGAUGGAAGUGCCAAUGAUGGUUCCCAGGACAACUGCAGAGACGCUGAAGCACAAAAUUAACCCUUCCCUGGAACUCGCCGCGCCUCGUGCCGUAGACGUUCUUCUCUACACCCCAGGUCAGUUGUGGGUGUCGGUAAGCGGAGGCAAGGUGAUGGUGUUUGAUGCCUCCAGCUGGUCACUGACGCAGACUUGUCAAGUCGGGAAUGCAAAACUGAACUGCAUGCUGGAAGUAGACAAAGACCAAGUGUGGAUGGGUUCAGAGGAUUCUGUCAUCUACAUCAUCAGCAUGGUGGCCAUGGUCUGCAACAGGCAGCUGACCGAUCAUCGGUCGGAGGUCACCGGACUCGCGCUCGACACUGACAAAUACAGUCAGAAGGUGGCGUACUCUUGCAGCGCAGAGGGAACCGUCAUGGCGUGGGACGUGUCCACAUUGCAGGUGAAGAAGAACUUUCGCCUCUCCUGUGACUGGCUGCACUCGGUGCACAGUUUCAACACAACACUGUGGUGCUGUUCCAGGGACAGCAUCAUGGAAGUGUGGAGGAACGGCUCUUUAAAGCAUCGUAUGCACCUGCCCGAGCAACACAAAGGCUCUGCGGCCACAUUCAGCUCUGCUCUCUUGUUACAUGAGAGGGAGGAGGUGUGGAGCAUAUGCGCCGAUUCCGGAGACGUAUGCAUUUGGCACACGAAAGACACGACGAAGCCCUACCACCGCGUGGCGCUACAGGACUGCACCGGAUGUCACUGCAUGAUUAAAGUGAAAAACCAGGUGUGGAUCGGCGGAGUGGGCCGCGCCUCCACCAAAGGGAAGGUCUACAUCCUGGACGUGCACCGCCGCCAGGUACUCAAGGAACUCCACGGCCACAGCGACAAGGUGACGGCGCUGUGCUCGGCCGAGGACCGCUACGUCCUGAGCGGCGCCGCCCAGCACGACGGGAAGAUCGCCAUCUGGAAGGUGGAGUAGGUGGCGUCAUUUUCAACUGCGGCGCACGCCUGUGGAGGAAAAUGGAGACUUUAUACAGGAAAGCAGUUUCACCUUCCACCCUCAGUAUUGACCAAAGUAUUCUAUUUUUUUGCUUUUGUAAGCCAGCCUGGCCUCCAGCUGUGAAUUCACUUUAUUGAAACGUUUUAUUUUGCUAGGGAGUUUUGCUUUAGUGGGACCUCUUUGGGAAAGUGGCCAUAAAGACGUUAAGAGACACUAUUUUAACCCGUCCGCCGACCCAGUCGUGAGCUUACACAAGUUAUUUACCAGUAAUUACGUACUAAUUUCACUUUAGCUGCUUUGACGCGGAAUACAGGGAUGAACUCGACCCACGUCAAAGUGGACCUUUUUCUGAGGGACACUCACACUGAGUUUGGAGACCGCGUCGACGCGACAAUUUUACGGCUUUGGAGGUAACAUCACAGUUGCAACAGACGUUUCAGGGUUUUUUUCUUACUUCUCCCCCAUUGUUAUUGUGUAUAAACAAAAUCCAUUUUCUACCUUAGGAAGUUGGUAGUACCAGAGCUGCAACAAACAAGCAUUUUUACGCCUUGCUGUUUUUCUUUUAAUGGCGCCGAGCACGGAAUGACUGGGAAGGAAUUGACUCAGAUGGAUACAUGGUGGGUUUUAUCUUCCGCUUCAAUGUAACCUUUUGAGGGGAUCACGCUGUGAAAUUGCCCUCCUUGCUUUCACACGUUUUUGAUUUCUGUCAUAUCGGUAUUUAUACAUUGUAUUAAUUUCAAUCUAAUGGCACUUUUUCAAAGGAAGACUUUUAACAACUUUGUACUGUAUUUUUUUUUUAAAUGUGGUGUUUUGUACCCAACACUUGAGAUUUUUCACAGUAAACACAAAGUACAAAAGUCAAUCCUUUUUUAAACUUGUAUUUAUUGUUUGUCCAUCAAAGUUAUUUCCCGAUUUCUACCAAACGAGGGCGCUGUUUGUGCCUGUAAGCGGUAAUAAAAAUGUAACUCACUCCCUACUGGACGAAAACAUUGGAAUCUGGCCAUGGAGGUUUUUUUUUUGUGUGUUUACUGUUCUCUUAUUAGUUCAUGUGAAGUACAUUACAUGUAAAGUGGCGUUAUUAUUUAUUUGUAUACAAAUACUGUAGCUUGGUCUCUGGAGUGCUGGCCCAUCCAUCAAAUGUGAAAUUUAAUUACCAAGUACGUAAAACAUUUUUUUUUAUUCUUCCUCAUUCCCAAGAUGUGAGUUCUCGUGACAAUAUGAGAAAUUAAUAUAAUACUGACCCCCUAUGACUUUCUUCAACCAUAAUUUGGCAGCUAGCCGAGGUGAAGUAUUGCCAAUUUCGACCAACUGCUUGACGACACUGUCUAAAACACUAUCGCGCCAAAGCCAAAAGGUAAGCAGAGCUGCGUUGACAAGUGUAUGAAGUGCUGCCUCCUUGAAUAAAAAGGCGUUAAUUGUUUGUA